UAGUGACGGCAUUUUUGAUCUGCAAAGAAUUCGUAAGAAACCUCUCUUGGAGAAACAUUCCGACUAUCAUUAUGCAAACUUUAAACGUCCAUAUCUCAACAACCACUGGAUCUAUUUUAGCGUUUUGACCUCCUUUAGGACCGGACUCUCUCUACAACUUUCUCUUAAGUGA
Messenger RNA from Racocetra persica, 172 nucleotides. The record is from the annotation of a GenBank genome assembly. Lineage: Eukaryota; Fungi; Glomeromycota; Glomeromycetes; Diversisporales; Gigasporaceae.